GCGCUGCUGGAAAGGAGCUGCUGCAGGAUGUGGCAUUGUCUCCCGCCGAUGAGCUCGAGGCCUUUCUGAAUUCACCUGCAGGUGCCAUUUUCGGGGGUGACUGCAUAAUUGAACCCUUUUCAGAUGCCGAAGCAUUUUCAGAGGCCGGCGAGAGCAUUGCCGAGGCUGUGGCUGAAGCGUUUGCUGACAAAGGCGAUGAGUGCGAAAACGCAACUGCCAGAGCAGAGGCGCAGGCCUUGGCCGUUUCGGAGGUGGUGGCAAGGGCAGGAGCCAGCACAAGAGUUGAGGUGGAGGGGGAGUGCAAUGACGAUGACGUUGGCAAGGCGGUUGCAGCUGCCGUGGGCCAGUCAGUUGCUCUGGCGGAGGCCUUUGCGGAGGCGAUUGCAAUAGCAAGGUCAAAUGGCACAGAGGUGGCCAACGUUUCGGUCAUGGAAUCAAUCGAGGAAGCAUUUGCAACGGUGAUAGCCGAGUCCACCAUGAUAGUCAGGGGCGGCGAAAACGUGACCGAGGGGGCCUCCGACGAGACAGUCAUCCAAACAGCCAGGGUGGUUGCUGAGGUGAUGGUGGCUGUGUCACAAGAGCUGUUCUGCACAGAAGAUGAGAUUGCAGCCAUGACCUUCUUGCCAGCGCCUGUGCAGGCACCUGCACAAAGCCCGGAAUUGGCACCGAGUCCUGAAUCUGUGCCAGGGCCGCAAUCAGCCACAUCCCUUGAAGAGGAGAUCGAGGAUAUGGCUCCUUCACUGUCAGUGCCUGCGCCAUCACCUGCACAAGGGCCUGCACAGAGCCCACUACCAGUGUCAGCCAUAAUCGAGGAGAUUGAUGCCAUGCCUCCCUCCCUGUUGGCACAGUCUUUGUCACCAGUACAGGGACCUGCUCCGAGUCAGCUGUCAGAAUCAUCACUAGAAGAGGAGAUCGAGGACACUGUUCCCUUGUCACCAGCCCCUGCACCAGGCCCACAGUCAGAGGCAUCAUUGGAUGAGGAGAUAGAUGCCAUGCCUCCUUCGUUGCCGGUGCAGACGCCUGCACCAAGCCCACAAGUUGAGUCAUCCCUGGAAGAGGAGCUUGAAGCCAUGGCUCCAUCACCAUCGGCACCUGCGACCGCACCCAUCAUCCCUCAAUCUGAGGCAUCCCUGGAAGAGGAGCUUGAUGCCAUGGCUCCGUCACCGUCGGUCCCAGCGCCUGCACCAAGCCCACAAUCCGAAUCAUCCUUGGAUGAGGAGAUUGAUGCCUUGUCGCCAUCCCCUCUGUCGUCGCCUGCACCUGCGACCGCACCCAUCAUCCCUCAAUCUGAGGCAUCCCUGGAAGAGGAGCUUGAUGCCAUGGCUCCGUCACCGUCGGUCCCAGCGCCUGCACCAAGCCCACAAUCCGAAUCAUCCUUGGAUGAGGAGAUUGAUGCCUUGUCGCCAUCCCCUCUGUCGUCGCCUGCACCUGCGACCGCACCCAUCAUCCCUCAAUCUGAGGCAUCCCUGGAAGAGGAGCUUGAUGCCAUGGCUCCAUCACCAUCGGUCCCGGCGCCUGCACCAAGCCCACAAUCUGAAUCAUCCUUGGAUGAGGAGAUUGAUGCCUUAUCGCCAUCCCCUCUGCCGUCGCCUGCACCUGCGCCAAGCCAGCAGUCAGACGACUCAUUGCUGGAAGAGGAGAUCGAAGCGAUGCCUCCAUCAGUGCCAGCUCCUGCACCUGCACCAAGCCUGCAAUCAGAAUCAUCCCUGGAAGAAGUUGAUGCCACGGCCCCCUCACCUUCAAUGCAGGAGCCUGCACCAAGUCCGCAAUCCGAGUCAUCCCUAGAUGAGGACAUCGAUGUUGUGGCCGCCUCACCUUCAAUGCAGGAACCUGCACCAAGUCCGCAAUCCGAGUCAUCCCUAGAUGAGGACAUCGAUGUUGUGGCCGCCUCAGUGCCAGCACGGGCACCUGCACCAAGCCCACAAACAGAAUCAUCCCCAGACGAAGACAUUGAUGCCAUGCCUCCCUCAGUGCCAGCACAGGCGCCUGCACCAAGCCCGCAGUCAGAUUCAUCCCUAGAUGAGGAUGUUGAUGCCAUGCCGUCCUCGGUGCCCGCCCCGGCUCCAUCAUCAGCACAAGGGCCUGCCCAGACCGCGCGAUCAGCACCCUCUCCACAAUCAACAUCAUCUCCUCGAUCUGCGCUGUCCCCGGGAAUGGCCCCAGGCCUGAAGUCGCCAGGUCCUAUAGAUCAGGCAGAGCCGACUUCGGUGCCCAGGCCCGCGCCAGCACCUGGGGCGGGGCCCACGGCAGGAACGGUGGCGGAGGACGGGGUCACAACGCCACAAGAUAGCGGCAGCGGCCAGCUGCGAGCCAUGCUGCACGCCCUGUGGUCUCCACUACUGGCGUACUGCGUGAUUGCCGCCCUGAUGUGA
Messenger RNA from Ostreobium quekettii, 2372 nucleotides. Lineage: Eukaryota; Viridiplantae; Chlorophyta; Ulvophyceae; Bryopsidales; Ostreobiaceae. The record is from the annotation of a GenBank genome assembly.